GCUCUCCUCCGACGCGCUCGUGCAUACUGCUGAACAGAGCGUCUCGGGGACUGGUAAAACUUGUUUUGUUACAACCUCUAGACUAUUGCCUACCCACUUGUGUUACCGACGGACCGAUGCCUGUGUAACAGACCUGUAACGGAGUUUGUACUGAAUGGAAUAAUAUCUCUGGCGUCCAAGUUCUGAAUCUGAUGCGGUUUUCACAAGUGUGGGAUUUGUAACACUGCGCUGGUGUGACAUCGUUCGCAUGUAAACCGAUUGAGCAGGAUUGACUCUUGGAAGUGAUCAAAAAAUGGACUACUGUUAAUUUUUUAUUCACAAUGGGAUUAAAACUAUUUAUUUUCCUCGGUUUAUUCUGCGUCACCUCAGUUUUAGGUUUCGGGGUUGAUCCUGCUCUAUGCAUCAAUGUUUUCGAUGAAUUGACGCUUGGAGAGGGGUUUGAUGGAGUUACUCAAGUCCAGGGCUUCCACAGCGAGUCUCGGGCGUUCCACUUUCAAGGUUCGUCCAGGGAGGUGAAGGCUCCUGAGGAUGUGUCUGAGCGGAUGCUCCAGAAGCUGAGGGGCCGGAGGGAGUUCACCAUUGUGGUCACCCUGAAACAGGAGCACUUCAACUCUGGGGUCAUCCUAUCCAUCCACCACUCUGAACAGAGGUUCCUGGAGUUGGAGAGCAGUGGGCAGCGCAAUGAGGUGCGUCUCCACUACCGCACCAAGGGUCAGAAGGCCCACACCGAGGUGUUUCCCUACAGCCUGGCAGACGGACAGUGGCACAAGGUUUCUGUGGCUGUCAGUGCCUCCCACAUCAUACUGCACGUUGACUGCAACAGGAUCUAUGAGAGGGUGGUAGAGAUCCCAUUCAUUGACAUCCCUGAGGACACAACCUUCUGGUUAGGGCAGCGGAGCAGCGCCCAUGGCUUUUUCAAGGGUGUAAUGCAGGACGUUCAGAUAUUAGUCAUGCCUCAGGGAUUCAUCUCCCAGUGCCCAGAUCUCAACCGGACUUGCCCAACCUGCAAUGACUUCCACGGACUGGUGCAGAAGAUCAUGGAACUGCAGGAUACCUUAGCCAAAACAUCCAGCAAGCUGUCCAGAGCAGAGGAGAUGAUGAAUAGUCUGGAUGGAUGCUACUGUGAGAGGACCUGCAGCGUCAAGGGGGUCGUCUACAGAGAGGACGAAUCAUUGACAGAUGGCUGCAGGAACUGCACAUGCACGAACGGCACGGUGCAGUGUGAGACUAUCUUCUGCCCUCCCCCUCAGUGCCCAGCGGACACCACGCCUGCCUACGUGAAGGGUGCCUGCUGCAUGGAGUGUCAACCUGUAUGCCAUUUCGGAGAGGAAGAGUUGGUGGAGGGAGAUCAGAAAGCGGUGCAUUAUAACUCUGGCAGAUGCCAGCUGUCUGAGUGCAGGGAGAGGACCAUGCAUCAGGUCGCCAUGACUAGUCCCUGUCCUGAACUUAACUGUCCAGAGUCCGAGCAGGUCACCCUCACCAACAGGUGCUGCAAAGUCUGCAGAGGUCACGACUUCUGUGUGGAGGGCCACGGCUGUGUGGAGCACUCUGACUGUGUCAACCUGGAGGCUGGGGCCUGCUGCAGCUGCAAGGACGGCUUCCGCCCGCUCCGAGAUGACAACGCAUACUGUGAAGAUAUCGAUGAGUGUGCAGAGGGGAAACACUACUGCAGGGAGAACACCAUGUGUGUCAACACCCCCGGCUCCUUCAUGUGUGUCUGCCACACGGGUUACAUCAGGAUCGAUGACUACUGCUGCACAGAGCAUGAUGAGUGUGUGAGCGGACUACACAGCUGCUCCCAGAAUGCCCUCUGUUUCAAUACGGUGGGGGGACACAGCUGCUCUUGUAAGCCGGGAUACACUGGCAACGGUACCAUCUGCAAAGCGAUGUGUGAUGGCCUGUGCCAGAAUGGAGGAACCUGCAUCUCCCCUAAUAACUGCAUCUGCCAGCUAGGCUUCACAGGGAAGAGGUGUGAGACAGACAUCGAUGAGUGUUUUCAUGGUUUCGUGGAGUGUGAUGACAAAGCCAUCUGUGUCAACUUGCCCGGGUGGUACCACUGCGAGUGUCUGGAUGGCUACCACGACAACGGCUUGUUCUCUACUAAUGGGGAGUCGUGCAUAGAUAUCAAUGAAUGCAAGACGGGGAGGAACACCUGUGCCAAUGACACGGUGUGCUUCAACUUAGAGGGGGGCUAUGACUGCAGGUGCCCUCACGGGAGGAACUGCACCGGAGACUGUAUUCAUGACAACAAAGUCAAACACAAUGGACAGAUCUGGGUGCUGGACAAUGAUAGGUGCUCAGUCUGCUCUUGUCAGACUGGCCGGGUGAUGUGCAGGAGGAUGGUGUGUGACUGUGAGAACCCGACAGCUGACCUGUUCUGCUGUCCAGAGUGUGACCCUCGCCUCAGCAGCCAGUGUCUGCACCAGAACGGCCUGCUGACCUAUGGCAGUGGAGACACCUGGGUGGAGAACUGCCAGCAGUGCCAGUGUCUGCAGGGACAGGUGGACUGCUGGCCCCUGUUGUGCCCCCAUGUGGACUGUGAAUUCACAGUGGUGCCCGAGGGCGAAUGCUGUGCCCGCUGCGUCACUGAUCCCUGCCAGGCCGACACCAUACGCAACAACAUCACCAAGACGUGCAUGGACGAGCACGGCAUCCAGCGCUUCAGCGGGUCCUCAUGGGUCAAACACAGCACCGAGUGCACCCUCUGCCAGUGCAAGAAUGGACAUAUUUGUUGCUCAGUGGACCCCAUGUGCCUUUAGUUCCUGAAGCUCUGAAGGCACCUCCCUGUACAGUGUUAUCCAUGUAAAAACAACCAGCGUUUUCCACCCUCCAGCCCAACUUCUUUAUACCAAAUACAAAAAAUUUAUCAUAGAACACAGAUGGACUACAGUACCCACAAGCCCCCUCUGUGUUCAGCCUCACCAAUCAGGGUGACCUGUGUGCAUUGAGGAACACCCCCAAAUCAUCUGCAACAUGACGCUGUAAAAUACUAUUAUACUGGCAUGAAUGUGCUCGAUGUAGAAACAUUUUGCUAAUUUCUAAACUCUUUAAAUGUCAAUUAUAUCCUAGAUAGUGGGUGUUUUAGUGUAAGUUUCAUUUGCUACACUAUUAAAGUUGUCAAUAUUUUGUGGUCCUCUAGCAUUAUUUUCUAUUCAUCUUUUACAUUUAUUUCCAGGCUUGUUAAUGUGUAAUGGUGAAUAAAGUAUUUCAAUUUACA
Molecule: messenger RNA, 3217 nt
Organism: Oncorhynchus keta (chum salmon)
Lineage: Eukaryota; Metazoa; Chordata; Actinopteri; Salmoniformes; Salmonidae
Product: protein kinase C-binding protein NELL2-like
Exons: 20
Coding region: 321-2759 (812 amino acids)
Molecular function (GO): protein binding; calcium ion binding
Source: RefSeq, a predicted model, not a curated record